UAUUAUGGGGCUUGGAAUUUCUUCGCGUUACGACAUGAUUACGGCCGCCGCGGACGCUGUUAUAAUUACGUCAUAGAUGGCCGCAAGUUUACGUCAUAGUAAAACAGUUGAAAUAUUCCCGCAAGAUUCACAUUUCGAUCACACACCGACGUGCUGAAGAACGAUAUCUCAGCACAUAAAAUACAACUAGGAAUCACUUAUCUAAUACAAUAAUGCCUGGUACUGAUUCUGAAUCUGGCUGUUGGCCACGCAUGAGAUCUUCAAAGAAGCGCUCCAACCCCAAAGCCAAACACACAGGAAAGGAAAUAGGCGCUCAGGAUGCCCAGACCAAAGCUGAGCUAGACCCGAUGACCCGCUCCCUGGCUCUCCACCUGUGCUGCCCAUCCUGUGACACUCUCCUCCUCCAGCCUGUGUCUCUGCCCUGUGGCCACUGCCUCUGCCAGCCCUGCCUGGAAGGCAUCCGCAAUAAGCCCUCCAGCACCAAGGCCUCUGAUGCCCAACAGGCCCAGCCCUACUCCCAGUGCCCCAGUUGCCUGGUUCACUACUCCCUCCAGCCUGGCGGGGCCUGGCCCUUCCCAGAGAAUCUUCUUCUGGCCAACGUAUCUGAGCAGCUCCUAGAGAGGCUGGAGGGCCUGAGGCGGGUGAAGCAACCCAAAAACACCCGGGCCAAGGACACAUCCCUGAGGGUGACCACCUGCGAGAUCUGCUCUAAGCAGCGCGAGGCCCAGAGCUACUGCCGCACCUGUGGCCUCAACAACUGUGCCAAGUACCUGAGAAAACUCCAUGGCAACCAGGCAUUCCAGGCCCACGUGCUGACGGAGCCCGUGGAGGGUGGGUGCCGCGAUCCAUGCCCCACCCACCACGACAGCUCCCUGUCCCACUGUUGCCUUGACGAUGGAGCUCUGGGGUGCCAGGAGUGUAUGGAACAGGGGCACCAGGGGCAUGACGUGUCACCCGUCCACGAGGCCCGCGCCCGCAGGGAGGUGGGCAUCCGCAAUUCACUGGAGCAGGCUGAGAAGGUGAAGUCCCAGUGUGAAGCCGACAUGGUGUCCAUGGAUCAGUUGAGGGUCCGAACGGGCUCCGACGGUGCCGAGCUGAGACACCACGUGCGCGAGGGCUUCCUGUCUCUCCGUAAUGUCCUGCUAGACCAGGAGGCGGCACUGCUCUCCCACCUGGACAUCCUGACCUCCAGUACCUGCAGCGGUGCCAGGGACUUCCUCCAGACCUCUGCUCCACUCCUUGGCUCCCUGACUGGGCUGGAGGUGAUCUCUGAGCAGGCCCUCCUGGAGCCCGACACCGUGGCCUUCCUGACUGGGGCCAUGGCUCUGACCCAGUGGCUGCAGAAGGUCAACGGGGACAUCCACCGCCCUGCCCUGACUCUCCAGGAGGGGGAGCCCUUCAAGGGGGUGAAGAUGGACUUUGACACCCUCCUUAGAGACCUGCAGGGCCUUCUGGUGACCCACCUCCACUGGAAGAGCCCUGAAGUGGAUGCAGUGGUUGCAUCAGCGACCAGUGUGGAGUCAGACAUUUUGGAGGGGUGCUGCGAGGUGUUGCAGGUGCCAUCCUGCCCAGGGACCCCCCACCGCACCCUGGCCCUGGCGGACUCCCCCCUGAGCCCCCGGAACCCCAAGAGCCCCAGAAAGCUGGUGAUGGAGGAACAGCUGGGCCUGUCGGCUGGGGACUGCAGCGAUAAGGAGCGCCACCUGCUGCCCAGGCCCCCCAUCAUCUACCAGCACAUCGUCAGCAGAGACACUGUGGAGAUCUUCUGGAUGCUGCCCAUGGGCGAGGAGGUGGAGACCUUUGACAUCCACUUCCAGGAUGCUGUUACCGUGGGGAUGGCCAUGGAGGAGGGGAAGGGAGUGGUCCUGGUGGGGCUGAAGACCUGCAACCUGCAGACAGCCGGGCUCCGCCUAGACACACACUACCUGUUCCGGGCACGCUCUGUCAACAGCCAUGGGGCCGGGGAGUGGAGCUCCUCCUACAGGGUGAACACCGAGCGCCAGGGAGACGAGGCCAAGGCAGCCGUGACACAGGAAAUCUAACUCUUACAACAGGAAAUGAAGAACCCACACAUCAUAUGUCACUUACAAUCUGUCUUUUCCACAUACACUGCAUUAUCAGGCAGAAACAUACACUGCAUUAUCAGGCAGAAACAUACACUGCAUUAUCAGGCAGAAACAUACACUGCAUUAUCAGGCAGAAACAUACACUGCAUUAUCAGGCAGAAACAUACAUUGCAUUAUCAGGCAGAAACAUACACUGCAUUAUCAGGCAGAAACAUACAUUGCAUUAUCAGGCAGAAACAUACACUGCAUUAUCAGACAGAAACAUACAUUGCAUUAUCAGGCAGAAACAUACACUGCAUUAUCAGACAGAAACAUACACUGCAUUAUCAGGCAGAAACAUACAUUGCAUAAUAAAAAUAUAGCAAGCUACUUUGAAAAAGUGAGCUAUUGAAUUUUUUCACCAAACACAAUGCUUUGUGGAAUUUGUUCUUAACUAAUAAAUAAUGGUUAC
Oncorhynchus mykiss (rainbow trout) is the source of this 2517-nucleotide messenger RNA. RefSeq names its product tripartite motif-containing protein 42-like. Gene Ontology annotation, molecular function: zinc ion binding; protein binding. The record is from RefSeq and is a predicted model, not a curated record. Lineage: Eukaryota; Metazoa; Chordata; Actinopteri; Salmoniformes; Salmonidae.